Pseudozyma hubeiensis SY62 is the source of this 1245-nucleotide messenger RNA. RefSeq lists its product as hypothetical. Lineage: Eukaryota; Fungi; Basidiomycota; Ustilaginomycetes; Ustilaginales; Ustilaginaceae. The record is from RefSeq and is a predicted model, not a curated record. The coding region runs from base 1 to 1245 and encodes 414 amino acids. The transcript has a single exon. Gene Ontology annotation, cellular component: plasma membrane.
AUGUCGGCUGGUUUGGCCGACUUUACGCCGUUUCACAGCCUGGCUGGCGGGCUGAUGAUGGCCACAUCUCUGCACACGAUGCUUUCCAAGCUAGGCCUGGUCCUCGGCAUCUCGGGUUUCUUUCAUUCGACCGUGUCGUCAACGUUCAAGGCAGUGAAGGGCUCUUCCCGCGACGAGACAGCCUCUAAGGCAACAUCGAGCUCCAUAUUUCCUCUGGUGGCCCCAUACUUCACUGCUGGCAUUUUCCUUGGGGGCGCCGUCCUGGGCAUGUUACGCUCGCGCGUCGAAGCAGGGCUCCGUGUCUCGAUCCUCGAUGAUAUCAGCAGCAGCAAAACUACCUCCUUGGUGUCCAUGGCUGCAUUUGGGCUGCUCGUCGGACUUGGCACAAAGCUGGGUAAUGGGUGCACAUCCGGUCAUUUCCUCUGCGGGCUCUCCCGUUUCUCCCUCAGAUCGCUCGUAGCUACUGCCACCUUCUUUGGCGUUGCUGUGCUCACUCACGUUUCGAUGGCUUCCGCGUCUUCUAUCGCGACAUCAACCUUCCAGUCAAAACUCUCCAGCCAUCUCCCCGCUUCGUUUCCGCAGCCAGACUUCCUGACGCUUUUGGCUCUCCAGACCCCGGCACUCAUCUACAUGAACGCUGCCCACCUCUUUGGUGCUACCGACGCUUCUUCGAGUUCGGAGACGAGGAAAAGAAAACAAGUUCUAGCAGCAAAGGUGAUGGCUUUGGCCGUGGGCACCCAUUUCAGCUUCGCCUUGGCGAUCAGCGGCAUGAUGAGGCCAUCAAAAGUGCUCGGGUUCCUCUCCCUUUCGCCUGCGCUCGUUUCAUCCGCCGCCUGGGAUCCUUCACUCGCCAUGGUAGCCAUUGGCGGCAUCAUUCCGGCCUCGAUCGCAUACCUUCGAAAAGUCAGGCCAAAGCAGGACGAGCUCCGUCGACGAUCCUCGCGGCUAGAAACCAAGGACAAACCCGCGGCAAAGGACGUCCACCUGCGGCCCGAGCUGUCCGUUGCUGCGCCCGAGUGGGGGACGCCAACAAACCCAUUCAAGAUCGAUGCUAAGCUCAUCAUCGGCUCUGUCCUCUUUGGUUUUGGAUGGGGAGCUACGGGCUUGUGCCCCGGCCCUGCCCUUGCAUCUCUAUCUUCCCUCGGUGCUCAGUCUAUCUCACAAGGCAUCUCAUCGGGCGUCGCAGAGCUUGUUGCAUUUGUCGCAGCAAUGGCAGCAGGUGGCCAAAUGGCCGCCUCGCUAUGA